Molecule: messenger RNA, 843 nt
Organism: Eptesicus fuscus (big brown bat)
Lineage: Eukaryota; Metazoa; Chordata; Mammalia; Chiroptera; Vespertilionidae
Product: polyunsaturated fatty acid lipoxygenase ALOX12-like
Exons: 8
Coding region: 1-843 (280 amino acids)
Biological process (GO): linoleic acid metabolic process; lipid oxidation
Cellular component (GO): cytosol; sarcolemma
Molecular function (GO): arachidonate 15-lipoxygenase activity; linoleate 13S-lipoxygenase activity; arachidonate 12(S)-lipoxygenase activity
Source: RefSeq, a predicted model, not a curated record
AUGACAGCCCGUCUGGCAGGAAACAAUACCUUGGAUGUGUUCCAGAAGCAUCGAGAAAAGGAACUGGAGGAAAGACAGCAAAUCUACUGCUGGGCCACCUGGAAGGAAGGGUUACCCCUGACAAUAGCUGCAGACAGUAUAGAUGAUCUGCCUCCAAAUAUGAGAUUCCAUGAGCAGAAGAGGCUUCACUAUGAAUGGACAGUGAUUACAGGGCUUAUGGUGAUGGUCCUCAAAUAUGUUUACACCCUCCCAAGCCCAUGGAAACACCUGAAAGAUUUUGAUCAGAUCUUCUGGGGACAAAAGAUUGCCCUGGCUGAGAAGGUUCACCAGCGCUGGCAGGAUGAUGAGCUUUUUGGCUACCAGUUCCUCAAUGGCACCAACCCCAUGCUGUUGAGACGCUCCACCUCUCUGCCCCCCAGGCUGGUGCUGCCUUCAGGGAUGGAGGACCUUUGGGCCCAGCUAGAGAAAGAACUCCAGAAUGGUUCCCUGUUUGAGGCUGACUUCAUCCUACUGGAUGGAAUUCUAGCCAAUGAGAUACAAGGAGAGAAGCAGUACCUGACUGCCCCCCUUGUCAUGCUGAAGAUGGAGCCCAGUGGGAAGCUGCUACCCAUGGUCAUCCAGAUCCAGCCUCCCAGUCCCAGCUGCCCCAGCCCACCACUGUUCCUGCCCUCAGAUCCUCCACUUGCCUGGCUCCUGGCAAAGAUGUGGGUCCGAAGUACAGAUUUCCAUGUUCAUGAGCCCCAGUAUCACUUGCUAAACACUCAUCUGGUGGGUGAGGUCAUCGCUGUGGCCACCAUGAGGUGCCUCCCAGGACUGCACCCUGUCUUCAAGAGUCUGCUGUAG